Molecule: messenger RNA, 2266 nt
Organism: Populus nigra (black poplar)
Lineage: Eukaryota; Viridiplantae; Streptophyta; Magnoliopsida; Malpighiales; Salicaceae
Product: protein RIK
Exons: 12
Coding region: 120-1958 (612 amino acids)
Cellular component (GO): nucleus
Molecular function (GO): RNA binding
Source: RefSeq, a predicted model, not a curated record
AAUUGGUUUUCCUUACGUCCUCCUCCCUUAGUCUCCCAAUCACCAUCGCCACCAACACCACUGUCAAAUUAUUGAAAUAUAGAAACGAAAGAGAAACGAAUUUUUAAUCUUAGAAAACAAUGGUAGAGGAAAGCAGUAGUAGGAUUCCUACAGAUGAUUCGACGGCAAACUCGGAUACCUCAUCAUCACAAUCCAGGCAAAGGAGAAAGAGAAAGUGGGAUCAGCCUGCGGAGUCACUGGUUUCAGCUGGAGUUCCAGUAUCUGAUACUGUACAAUUAGGCAAUGUGGGGUCUCUUGUUGGGAUCUCGUUACCAGGGGCUGCUUCAGUUUCUGGUGCGCUUUUAACAAAUCCACAAAUUGCUAUUGUUCCGCCUAUGUUUCUGGUGCCUUCGAUGCCACAAAAUACUGCUGCCGUGGUCCCAAAACUAAAUCAACCUAAGGUUCAGGAUGAGUUAAUAAUAGCACGGGAGAUUGUUAUAAAUGAUGCAGAGUCCUCUGUUCGCUACAAGCUUACAAAGCGGCAGACACAGGAAGAAAUUCAGAAAUUCACUGGUGCUGUGGUGAUAACUAGGGGCAAGUAUCGUCCACCAAAUGCACCGCCAGAUGGUGAAAAGCCAUUAUAUCUUCACAUAUCCGCGGCUGCUCAUUUAAAAGAUACUGCAGAACGGAUUUUGGCAGUUGAUCGGGCAGCAGCCAUGGUUGAUGAAAUGCUGAAACAGGGCCAGAGCUCACAGCCUGCUUCUUCCAUUAUACAAAUGCCUGCAGUUAAUGGAGUAAAGGCGCUAAGUACGUGUGUGUUUUUGGGCUUUGACACAGACCCAAAAUUGAAUAUUGCUGCUCGAAUUCGCGGACCAAAUGACCAGUACAUAAGUCAUAUUAUGAAUGAAACAGGGGUUACAGUCGUACUAAGAGGGCGUGGUUCUGGAAACUGUGAAAGCCAAAGUACUGGAGAAUCGCAGCAACCACUUCAUUUAUUUUUGUCUGCUAGUAAUCCAAAAGGUCUUGAAGAUGCAAAACGUUUAUCUGAAAACCUUCUGGAUACAAUCAGUUUAGAGUGUGGUGCUUCCAGGGCUUCGUCAUGUAAAGUUUAUAAUGCUGUCCCACCACCGCAGACAUUAACUGGAGCUCAUGCUGCUGGGAUUGAGCACAAACUAAAUACAAGUGCAGUCACUGGAUUGAUGCUACCAACAAUGAGCUCUACUCCACCUAUUCCUGCUUCUUUGGUUUCAGUUUCCGGGGUUGCUACUGUCUGUUCCCAAGGGACUGUAUCACAGUGUGGGGCAAUGUUGAGCUGUGGGCAACCCCAGCCAAGUGUGGCUGGUUAUUCCCAGCCUUUUGUAAUGGGAGGAACGAGCUAUAGUGGAUAUGGUGGUAUAUAUCCUCAAGCCACACCUUUGCAACAAGUUGCCCAAGUCCUUAGGCAGCCACCUUCCCCCAUCCCUUCCACAGUUUCUCCUACAACGUCUAUAGCAAAUGCAGCACCAAAUUCAGGAAUGAACUCUAUUGCUGAAAAGGAGAAACGACCUACACAGAAGCGGAAGUUUCAGGAAGUACCAGUUGGUUCGAAGGGUCCUGCAAAACUUCAUCAGGGAUCAGAAUUGUCCAAGUCUGGUAAAUCGCUGCAGGCAGAUUUGGGUAUUAGAAAUAUCUCAACUAUGCCAGCUCCAAAAAAGUUGGUCCACCCAUCAUCCAAUGGAAUGCCACCCCCUCCUCCACGAGCCAUGCCUCCACCCCCACCUCCACCAAAGUUCACUUCAUCAACUCCAGCUGCAAGACUGCAAGACAAGAGCAAUUUUUGGAAUAAAACCAUGUCUGAUGCUGUUCCUGUUGUUUCAGAUACUUUAGUCAAACUGAUGGAAUAUGGCGAAGAAGAUGACGAUCCUGAGGAUACCAGUGAAGAAUCCCCAAAUGGGAAGUCCAGUAUCGCGGCAGUUCGAAAACCAUUUUGGGCUUUAUGACCAGUACUUGUGCUGUGGAUUAUUGCCAAUGAGCAGUGAUCAUUUCCAACAUGUGCCAACUAUGUGUUUGGAGAUUCUGAAGCUCAAAACGUUGUAUUGAUUUAGUUAGUUAACAUAAGUAACGGUAGGGAUAUAAAAUGUUUUGGGGUGCGGGAAUUGAUUUUUGGCACAGUAUUGGGAAGUUCUGAAUCUCUUUGGCUUGUUUCUUUGCGGCUGGUGUUUUAGGGCAAGGAGGGAUUUACGUCGUCAUAUUUUCGGUGUAGAUGUACAGUAAUAGCUUCUUGUUUGCAGUCUAUAUUGUUAUUUCA